Molecule: messenger RNA, 201 nt
Organism: Fonsecaea multimorphosa CBS 102226
Lineage: Eukaryota; Fungi; Ascomycota; Eurotiomycetes; Chaetothyriales; Herpotrichiellaceae
Exons: 2
Coding region: 1-201 (66 amino acids)
Source: RefSeq, a predicted model, not a curated record
AUGUCUUUUGGCAGUGGCGGCGGUUUCUCGUUCGGUUCGAGUAAUAAUACUCCAAACACGGGGUUUGCAGGGUUUGGCAGCAAUACCAAUACUAGUACAGGGUUCGGCACAAACACGAGCGCUACAGGUUUUGGUUCCAGCACUGCGACCGCAAAUCCUUUUGGCGGCAGCACAUUCGGAUCCAACACAGGGGGUGCGUGA